GAGAAGGAGUCGAUGAGGGAGGACGCGAGGUGAACGAAUUUGAGAAUUGUUCCAAGGAAAAGCGAAUGAUAUUCUCCCAAAGCUAAAUAUUUAUAUUUACAUUAUUUUAAAUGUACUUUUCAAGUUGUCAGUUACAAAGCUAUAGUAAAAUGUUGUUGACAGAGAGGCUAGGACUGGAGUAGGCUAGACACUUCAACCGCUCGCUCACAGAAACCUUGUUGUUCCGGUGGUCAAUAGAAAGGGAAAGUAAAAGUAUCCACGUACCUUCCCUUACUUGGUAACGUUAACCUGCUACACGAAAACAAUCAGUCAAAUGUAUUUAUAAAGCCACUUUUACAUCAGCCAGCAAAGACUAUGGAUAAGCACAAUUAAGAUACUGCUGUAACUCUAUCUAUUGGCCAUGGCUCAUUUAAAAACAUAUGGGCUGGUCCUUCUCUAUGACCUAGUGCUGUGGGGGGCACUGUGGACUGGGUUAGUGCUACUUGAGUUCUCCAGUAGUGGAGGACUGGUGGGGUUAUGGGCCUUUGGAGCCCUGAGGUGGGCAUUGCACCACUCAAUCACCCUGGUUCUUUCUGAAAGAAAGCCACAGCCAGUGCUGAGGAGAUGGGUGGCAGUGCUCUGCCUCUUACCUCCUGUGUUUGAAAGUGGACGUAUGGUCAUGGUGCCGGCAUCGACUGCCGACGACCUGGGUCUGGUGCCUGGCCCAAGCAUGGUGGUCUUGGCCCUGGUAUCCUCCACUGUGGCCUGCCUGGCGUGGGAGCUGGGCUUCCCUGAUGAUGGAGGGAACCAAGGGAAGGAGAAGAAGAAGAAACCGGAGGCCAGGGCACAGUUGAUGAGGGUGGUGCGAUACUGCAAACCAGACACCCUCUACCUGGCUGCAGCCUUUCUCUUCCUCAGCCUGGCUGUCAUCUGUGAGACGUUUAUCCCUUACUACCAGGGGAAGGUCAUUGAUACACUGAGUGGUCAGUACCAGCACAACAGCUUCAUGUACGCCAUUGGAGGCAUGGGACUCGUCUCACUAGGAAGUGCUCUGUGCUCAGGCCUGCGAGGGGGCUUGUUCAUGUGUAGCCUGUCCAGACUCAACAAGAGGAUGAGACACAUGCUGUUCCACAACCUGGUACAACAGGACAUACCCUUCUUUGAGGAGAACAAACCAGGAAGCCUUGUCUCACGCCUCGGCUAUGAUGUGGACAAGAUGGGACGCUCUGUGGCUCUGAACAGUAAUGUGCUGGUGCGCAGCCUGUUGAAGACGGCUGGUAUGCUGUUCCUGAUGCUGGGCCUGUCCUGGCAGCUCACCCUGCUCACCAUGGUGGAGAUGCCCCUCCUCACCCUGCUGCAGACCAAAUAUAACACAUACAACCAGGAGUUCAUUAAGCAGCUGCAGGACUGCCAGGCCCAGAUCAAGGAGCUGGCAUCCCAGGCCAUUGGGGCGGUGAGAACGGUUCGCAGCUUCAAAGCUGAGGAGAAAGAGCAAGAUAGGUACAACCAAGCACUGGAGAGGAUGUACAAGGUCCAGGAGCACAAGGGCAUCAUCAGUGCCGUCCACCUUUUACUGAGAAAGGUGGUGACAGUGGGCCUAAAGGUGGCUAUGCUGUUCCUGUGUCGGAGGCUCAUCUCGGCUGGCCAGCUGAGCAUUGGCAGUGUGCUGGCUUUUGUCCUCUUCCAGAAAGACAUGGUGACCGAUAUGAAGCAACUUGUGAAUGUCUUUGGAGAGAUGCUGUGCACUGUCGGGGCGGCAGCCAAAGUGUUCACAUUUCUGGACAGGAGGCCAGACCAGAAAGAAGCAGGAGAGCUGGCUCCUGCAAAGCUUCAGGGGAAACUUGCUUUCCACCAUGUUAGCUUCUACUAUCCCUCAUGCCAAAAUACACCCGCACUGAAGGCUGUGAGUCUGGAACUGCAUCCGGGGAAGAUGACAGCGCUGGUGGGGCCCUCUGGUGGCGGGAAGAGCUCCUGCGUCAGCCUGCUGGCGAGGUUGUAUGAGCCCAAGGAGGGCCAGGUGCUGUUGGAUGGACAUCCCCUGCACUGCUACCAGCACCAGUACCUGCAUCAGAAGAUGGCCCUGGUGUCCCAGGAACCAGUGCUCUUCUCUGGAUCUAUCAGACACAACAUAGAGUACGGCCUCGUGGGAUGCACCCUGGAGAAGGUGAAAGAGGCUGCGAAGAGCGCCAAUAUCCACGACUUUAUUUGUACGCUGGAACAGGGCUACGACACAGAUGUAGGUGAGUGUGGAGGGCAGCUGUCUUCUGGACAGAAGCAGUGCAUCGCCAUAGCCAGAGCUCUGGUUCGAGAGCCACAGGUCCUAAUUCUGGACGAGGCAACCAGUGGCAUGGACAUCAACACACAGCAUGCGGUGCAGGGCGUCCUGGCAGGCUCAGUGGGCCUGACAGUGUUGGUGGUGGCCCACCGGCUGCAGACUGUGGAGAAGGCUGACCACAUCAUCUUCAUGGAGGGUGGGGAGGUGGUUGAGCAGGGCACACACCAGGAGCUCAUGGCUUGCAAGGGGCGCUACCGUCGGCUCAAAGAGAAACUCUUUGAGGACUGAUUAGGAAUCACACAGCUGUCGGAGAGAGAGACCCACACAGAAUACUUCCAUUUCUGAAAAGUGAAAAUGUUGAUUGAACUGCACACUAUCAUGAGGCAUGUUUCCAUAGACACAGGUUUAUUCGACAAAAGCAAUGCCGCAAAAAAUAAUCUUUGUUGGUCUGACGUCAUUACGUAAUCGACACAACUACAUGGUUGUUAAAAAAACGACCAACUAAGCAUAUCCAAAAUUAACCGUGUUAUCUAUGGUUAAAUGGAUACGCGCCAUAAGCAGGCAAUUGUCGCAUCUAUUCUCUAUUCAAACUUUCUAAAUGUCGACAAAAAAAAAAAUCACCGGGCAAGUUAAUAGAAACAUAGCUAAUGAUACUCAAUGAUCAGACCUGAAUAUGACGCAUGUUAAUAGUUUUUUUUACUGCAAGAAAUCCACAUAUAUCUAUUUUCCUUGCUUUGAUUCACAAUCAAAUAAAAAUGUGAUGUUUUUUUUCAGUGGCACUGAAAUGUUAAAAUUAAAGAACAAGUUUGUGAACACUGAAAAUUAGUUUUAAAAAUGUAUAUAUAUAAUAAACAUCUUUGAAAAUGAGUGCAAAAGUGAUCCGUGUUCGGUUCGUUCAAUCAAUAUCUGAACAUAAACAACUAAGAAGGAUAAUCAUUUAGAUUGCAUAAAUGUAUUUUCCUUAUGUCAUCCAUAAUAUUGAAUUAAUGCACAGCGAUAGAGGAACUGCAAAAGGAUACGUGUGCUAGCUGUUUUCAGAGUCAAAUCUACAGUAUGUGACUAUCUGAUGUUACCUGACCCAUCGCUCCAGCUAACUAGCUUUUGCCAGGUUAGUUAAAAAUAAGGGCCACCAGCAAGUAAUUUAGUAAGUUAGCUGCCUUCAAUGCUUGUUGGCUUUACUGGCAGACAAGAGAAGGAGCUUAUAUUAAAAGGCUAAAUCUAGCUAGCAACAGUGGGGACCUAUCAUUCACACGUCAUUCACAUAUAUAGAUUAUUUAGAAUUUUUUGUUUUGCAUGUUAUUUUGGCAUGAGUACGUGUCACAUAUCAGUUUGCAAACAAUGUAAAAAAUAUAUAUAAUUGAGUUAACAAAAAAGCGACCAUGUUUGUAUGCAGCUUUAUUUUCUUGAGUAAGGCAGCUCCAAUGCAGGUGUUUCAGCCUAGCUCAAUGCUUUCUGUGGUGGUGGGGCAAGCCAGCAGAAAAUACAGAGCGCUGCGGCGUGAUUGGUUCAGUGUUCUGUCACUCAUGGGGACACUACGUCACUGCCAAGUCCAAGGGUAGAGUUCUAAAAUUCCAGCCCCUUGGGUGCUGCCAUAGAGUUACAUUAGAAGUGCCCAUCCAAGAAGGCUCAAGGUUAUUGGCCACAGAUAAAAUGACGUCAAAUCACAUUAUAUCAACAGUAGCUUUGAUUGGACUGAAAAAUCUUAACUAGCAGUCAUCAUCAUGAAUCAAGUUGACAAUCUACUGGCAAAUCCUGUUUAAUCCUUGUCGUAUGAAGAGAAAUUGUAGAUCAAACGUAUCGGUUCUCAUCGGCCAUUGGACAUUACACACCAAGUUGGAAAUUGCAAAUUCAAAAAUGAGUGGUUUGGAAGGAAUCAUUGGCUAAAUGCAAGCAUUGCAAAGCAAUCGUUAGCCUGCUAUUCAGUGGAGUGGCUGUGUGGUCCCAAGUCUAAGAUUAAGGGUCUCUUUUCCUAGUUGAAAAUUAUAAACAUUCAACAUUGGCCAUGCUGUCAAUUAAGCAUUAUUUAUGCCGCGCUCAAAGCAACUGUUAACUGCAAAGUAUAGUGCAAUUAAUGUAUUGUUUAGUGUUGUGUUGUGUAGUGGCUUUGCUGGCAUGCAUCCCACUUUUUUUUGUUGCCCAACCAAGAUUGACAUGCUAAAAUCACCACUGGCUAGUGUUAUAUAAAUAAUCUAAUAUAAAGCGUUACUAGCAGACCAAAGCUCUGGUUAAACCGGAUGCCCUCAGAUAACUCUGGGCCCAGUGUCUUCAGCCAAGUCUAGAGCCUGUGUGCAAUAACAUGAUUAUCCGAAGGACACACAGCUGCCAUAACGCAAAUAUUACUCCCCUGUAAAACUACAAAGAGCAUCCUGCAACACUAACGAGCUUAGAAGUGCCAAGCUAUCUCACUGACAUUGAACCCUGCAUGCACUCCUGCAAAGACAGGAAGCACCUGAGCCUAAAGCAGACAUUACCAAUAUCCACGCUUACUGGACACACACAUCUCACAAAGCACUGUACACUCACACUCUACCCCCCCUACUGUUCGGGUGCCAAGAGCAAAGGACUUUGCUGUGCACCAAUGGGGCCCGCUCUGGCUAGAGCAAGGCCCGCCUCCAACUCUUCAGGACCAGUCAGAAGACCAACACGACAAGACUCCACCUACAUAUUCCAUGUAUAAAAUCUGUUGUGACCAAUAUCUAAGUCUCUUUUUCACCUGACUCCUUACUGGGUUAUAUGAACUAGAUCCGUGCACGUUAAACUGCGGGACAAGAUAUAUUUGAUCAAUAAACGGCCUUUUUGAUACACCUGA
Oncorhynchus masou masou (cherry salmon) is the source of this 5063-nucleotide messenger RNA. It is a transcript of the gene tap2t, whose product is annotated as transporter associated with antigen processing, subunit type t, teleost specific. Gene Ontology annotation, molecular function: ATP binding; ABC-type oligopeptide transporter activity; ATP hydrolysis activity. Lineage: Eukaryota; Metazoa; Chordata; Actinopteri; Salmoniformes; Salmonidae. Gene Ontology annotation, biological process: oligopeptide export from mitochondrion. Gene Ontology annotation, cellular component: mitochondrial inner membrane. The record is from RefSeq and is a predicted model, not a curated record. Bases 401 to 2542 code for a protein of 713 amino acids. The transcript has 12 exons.